Molecule: messenger RNA, 4701 nt
Organism: Kluyveromyces lactis
Lineage: Eukaryota; Fungi; Ascomycota; Saccharomycetes; Saccharomycetales; Saccharomycetaceae
Gene: PEP1
Product: type I sorting receptor
Exons: 1
Coding region: 1-4701 (1566 amino acids)
Biological process (GO): Golgi to vacuole transport; protein targeting to vacuole; Golgi to endosome transport
Cellular component (GO): membrane; Golgi apparatus
Molecular function (GO): protein binding
Source: RefSeq, a predicted model, not a curated record
AUGUUUUGGUGGAAUAUCCUUAUUUGGCUGGGGCUUUGGAACUUUCUGCCCGUUUUGGCUCAGGAUUUUAAACCCAAGGUAUCGUUCCAUUCGGAUGUAGACACGCAUGGCCGCUUGUCUAUCCUCGGAUUUGAUGAUUCGAGAGUAGUUCUUAAACUUCUUCGUGGUGUUGAGCUUUAUAGAAGUGAGGAUAAUGGUGUUACUUGGGAUUCGGUGGGAUUGCCCCUUUCGUCUGAUAACAAACCUCAGGAAUGGAAUCACUUGGUACUAGAUCGGAUUUAUAAAGCAGAUGUUGCAUAUUUGAGUGGUGAAAACGGCGUUUUAGCUACCGGUGAUAAAGGGAAAUCUUGGAAACAGUUAACUUUCCUAGACGCAGAUAAUCAUAAGAUAGACUUCUCUGAUUAUUCGAACGUCGGCGAUGAAAAUCGUAAACCGAUUAUCAACGUUGAAAUCGAGUCACAUCCCACAAAUAAGAAUGCAAGAAUUAUCAAUAUCUAUGAACUAGGUAAACUGGAUGGUAAAUUUACCUUAAGGCAGAUUUCGUUUUAUUCCAAAGAUGGUAACAAUUUCAAAUUGGCCAGCUCUGGUUCUAAAAGUAAUGAUGAUUCAAACCCUUUAAACAUGUUUUGUUCAUUCGUACAGAAAUCAUCAAAAUCAAAACUGUACAAAUUAAAAGACAAGGUAAUCUGUCAGGAGAGUACCGUACUAUCCCCUUUCGGAGAUGUUUCCAGUAAGUUGUAUAUCACCGAUGUUAAUUUUAAGAGUUUGAGUCCGUUUGCCGAACAAUUACAGGAUUUGUCUCCAGCAUCAACGUUCAUUUCCGAUAAUCAUCUAUUUAUCUUGACAUUAUCAGAUCGGUUCAAUGAAAAUUCUGCCGCAAAUCUCUGGAGAUUGGAAGAUGAUAGCACUGAUAAGUUUGAACAAAUAUCCCUUGGAACACAGAUUCGUAAAUCGCUAAUGGACGUCAACGAAAUAGAUGGGAGAGCAAUUAUUACCAUCUACCAUAGAGAAAGAAAUAAGGAUGGUGAUAAUAAUGAUGACGAAGAUAAAUCUCCUUUCGAAGAUAUUUUUUCCGGUUCCAUUGAAGCGUUGAUUUCAGAUUCAUACGGUAAGAACUUCAGACAUUUGAGUUUUGAUGAACAAAAAGCUUCUUCGUUGACUUUAUCGACGUCUAUCUUUGUUAAGAAGACAAUGUUCGCAACUUGGACCAAUACUAUGCGGGAUUUUGGAUUUUUUGAUUUUAGAUCGAAGGUGUCAUUUGAUUUGGGCAAUACGUGGAGUAAGCUCAAAGUAAGUGAUCCCGAAGGUAAAUGGAAUUACAACUGCGAUAUCAAUAGCGACUCCAAUGACUGUGGUUUCCAAAUGUUCAUCGUUUAUGGUGGAGGUGUGGAAGGUGAUUCAGAUAUUUUCAGCCCUGGUAUUAUAGCCGCCAUUGGUGAUGUAUAUGAAGAAAAUCCCUCUGGUGAUUUCUUAAAAAUGGGUACCUUUAUUUCAAGAGACGAUGGUUCGACCUGGGAAAAGGUACUCGAUUUCCCGAGUAGAGUUGUAAUGGGUGACUACGGUAAUAUCAUUCUUGCAGUGCCGUUUGAUCCAGAAUCUGAUAAAGACCCGCAGAGCGAAUUCUACUUCUCCUUAGACCAAGGGAAAACAUUCCAAGAGUACCAACUUGACAAAUCGUUCUACCCAACUGAAUUAUUACCAUCUGCUUUGGACGGAUCCGGAAAUUCAUUCAUGUUAGUCGGUACAAUUAUGUCUGAAGAUUACCAGAAUCUAGAGUCCGUGUCCUACGUCGUUGAUUUCUCCGAUGCAUUCAAGGGUGCCAGCUGUAAAACUUCUGAUAUGGAAGAUUGGUAUUACUCUAACGGUCAAUGUGUUGACGGUACUAUUCUCAAAUUCCGUAGAAGAAAGCAAGAUGCUCAAUGUCUAAUUAAGACCACUUACAAAGAUCUCACUUUCGAGGAAGAAUUGUGUGGCUGUAGCGAACUAGACUACGAAUGCGCUGAUGAUUUCUCCAUCGAUUCAGCUGGUAAAUGCGUACCAGAUUUUUCAAAAGCAUCUCUCAUGGAAAAAUGUGAAAGUAAAAAGAGUAUUCAAUUGGAACCUAAGAAAAUAUCAAAAACAACUAAAUGUAAGAGACCACAAAAUAUCAUAAAAGAGGAGAUAUCGUGCGCUGCUGUACCUGCCCCAUCUAAUGUAAAAGUUACCGAAAACAAAUUUUCAUCGAUAUUCAAAUCGUAUCAAUACUUUGACACAUUCGUACGGGAAUCAAUUCUUUUCAGGACAGACAAAAGUGAAGCAUAUGUGUCUCACGAUGGUGGUCAAAAUAUAAAGCAAAUUCAAACUGGCGGUGAAGAUAUUUUAGAGAUUAAUUUCAACCCCUUCUUCAACUCAUCUGCAUAUCUAUUUGGUAAAAACAAAAACUUAUUCGCAACACAUGAUUACGGGCUUUCAUUUAAAGUUACCGAGCUUCCUGCAGGAAGACAGUUGGGUUUCCCAUUAUCCUUCCAUGCUAAAGAUAUUCAGACUUUCAUUUACUACGGCGGUGAAAGUUGCGAGUCUUUUUUCGAUCCUAACUGCCAUGCUGUAGCAUACAUUACUAGAGAUGGAGGGGCAUCUUUCGAAAAGCUUUUGGAAGGAGCCUCAAAUUGUGAAUUCUUGGAGUCAGCUGUAGAAAGUCCAAGAGUAGAAAACGGCAUUGUUUGUAUGGUAAAAGACAAAUCUACCGGUGCAAGAAGUUACGUGUCCUCUACAGACUAUUUCAAAACCCAAACAGUUCUCUAUUCUGAUAUUUUAGGAUUCAUGUCCACUGGUGGCUAUAUUGUAGUAGCAGUGUCGCAUGGUGAACGUCAACUACGUGCAUACCUAACCAUAGAUGGUGUGGAAUAUUCAGAAGCAGUUUUACCUGCAGACCUUGAUUCUUAUGAACAAAAAGCCUUCACAGUCCUUGGAUCACAGGAAGGAGCAAUAUUCAUGCAUAUGACGACUAACCUUGAUAAGAAUGAAGAAUUCGGAGCAUUACUAAAGUCUAAUACCGAAGGUACAUCUUUUGUCAUUUUAGAAAGAGCAGUCAACAGAAACAGCUUUGGCUUUGUUGAUUUUGAAAAAAUUCAAGGUCUUGAAGGGAUAAUAUUGAUCAACACUGUUGCAAAUGCGAAGGAAAUAGUUGAAAGCAAAGAUAAAACUUCACAGAAGAAAUUAAAAACUAAAAUAACCUUCAAUGAUGGUGCUGAUUGGACGUACAUCAAGCCACCAUCUGUGGAUUCUGAAGGUAAAAAGUAUAAUUGCAACCCAAAAAACCUAGAAAAGUGUUCCUUAAACCUUCAUGGAUUCACAGAACGAAAAGAUGUUAGGGAUACAUAUUCUUCUGGCUCAGCUAUUGGCUAUAUGUUUGCCUUGGGUAAUGUUGGAGAAUAUUUGACUCCGGUGAGCGAAGCAUCUACUUUUAUGACCAACGAUGGCGGUAUAUCUUGGUCUGAGGUAAAGAAAGGGUCUUAUCAAUGGGAGUAUGGUGAUCACGGAAGUGUGUUGGUGCUUGUCAAAGAUAACGAACCAACUGAUACAGUCAGCUACUCCAUAAACGGUGGAAAGACUUGGAAAGACUACCAGUUCGCUUCAGAAAAGAUAAAUGUAUAUGAUUUGGUCACUGUCCCAAGAGACUCUGCAAUGAGAUUCUUAGUAAUUGGAUCCUCAGUAAAUGUUCGUGGCGAAGAAACAAGAACUUAUACGUUGGACUUUGUGGACAUGUUUUCACGUCAAUGUCAAUAUUCGAAAGAUGAUCUAAAAGAUUUCGAAUAUAUUUCAUUAAGUCACCCUAACACCAAGGAGUGCUUGUUUGGACACAAGGCAAAAUAUUUACGUAAAAAGUCUGACGAUUGUUAUGUCGGCAUGGCACCUCUCGAAGAUAAAUUUAGGAUUUUUGCAAACUGUUCCUGUACCAGAAAUGACUAUGAAUGUGAUUAUAAUUUCAUGCGUGUGUCUGAUGGUACUUGCAAGUUAAUCGAUGGCUUAAAACCAGCAGAUCCUAAAGACAUCUGCUCCAAAGACAAUUCCUUAAUCGAAUACUUCGAACCAACUGGCUAUAGAAAGAUCGCUCUUUCUACCUGCAAUGGCGGAUUGAUGCUCGCUAACUCUGAUAGUCCUCACCCUUGUCCAGGAAAAGAGAAAGAGUUCAAAGAGAAGUAUAAAGUAAACCAUACAUCAUUCUUAGCAAUAUGGAUCUUUGCUGUUCUGAUAUUCACUGGCAUGCUGUCAUUCAUUUAUUAUAGAGGUAUAAAGAGGAAUGGUGGGUUUGCUCGUUUCGGUGAAAUUAGAUUAGGAGAUGAUGACCUCAUAGAAGAGAACAAUACCGAUAGAGCUGUAAACACAGUUCUUAGAAACGGAGUGUUCCUCUUCUCUAAUGUUUACACCGGUCUUCAAUAUUUCGGACACCAAGUGGGGAAUUUCUUCAAGAGAGGCUUAAGCAGAUUUGGAAACACAACAGGUCCAAGUUAUCAAUCCCUCUUACACGAUCAAUUUUUAGAUGACGCAGAUGAUUUACUUGUUGGACACGAUGAAGAUGCUGACGAUCUUGCAAGUUUCAUCGAGAAUGAGGGUAAUUUUGAAAUCGGUAACGACGAAGAAGUUGACCUCUCAUCUGAUACACCAACCCAUGCACCAUAUUCUGAUAACCCAGAGGAAGCGAAUCCUCAUGAGUCAACUUAA